AUGACAUUCGCUGCUGAAACGAUGGACAGUCGACGUCGAUACGCCACGAUGAACGGUCAGAAGCAGAAUCAGCCGCCACCAUCCACUCACUAUCGCCAACCGCUCGGGCCGAAGAACAGCUUGGAUUACUGGCAAAAGGCGAAGGAUCAACAGGGCGUGACGUACUACUGGAAUCCUUCCGCGAAUCCAUACUACGGCAUGGACAGUAUUUACGCACAGCAGAAACCACGGACACCGCAACGACCAGCACCAUUCCCGUUGUCGAUCCCACCACAGCCGGUGCAGAUCAAGCCGCGCAACACCCAGCAGCCGACGAUCUCGUCGACCCUUCCAAUCUAUCAUAAUGUGCCGACGACCAGCCCGGCGGCAACGGCGGCUCCGGCGCCCAUGACCGUGGCAUCACAGGCGUUGCUGAGGCUCAAGGAGGAUACACGGGUGAUUGGUGGUACCAGCAACGGCAUUGCCAACGGACAUCUGAAUCAACGGACCGAAGUUGGCUAUGGACCGAAACGAGCGCAACCACUUAUCUGGUCAGUUCAGACGGAUCCUCUUCGCGAGAUUAGGCCUAUUCCGACCAAGAGCUAUCCGUCAGUCAGUCCUGCUAGC
Ostertagia ostertagi is the source of this 606-nucleotide messenger RNA. Lineage: Eukaryota; Metazoa; Nematoda; Chromadorea; Rhabditida; Trichostrongylidae. The record is from the annotation of a GenBank genome assembly.